Messenger RNA from Eurypyga helias (sunbittern), 759 nucleotides. RefSeq names its product ubiquitin carboxyl-terminal hydrolase 14. The transcript is spliced from 6 exons. The annotation marks the transcript as partial. Lineage: Eukaryota; Metazoa; Chordata; Aves; Eurypygiformes; Eurypygidae. The record is from RefSeq and is a predicted model, not a curated record. Gene Ontology annotation, molecular function: cysteine-type deubiquitinase activity; proteasome binding. Gene Ontology annotation, biological process: protein deubiquitination; regulation of proteasomal protein catabolic process; proteasome-mediated ubiquitin-dependent protein catabolic process.
CGUCUUCAGGAGGAAAUCACCAAGCUCUCCCCAACGCUGCAGAGAAACGCGCUCUACAUCAAAUCCUCUAAAAUCAGUCGCCUGCCAGCGUACCUGACCAUCCAGAUGGUUCGUUUUUUUUACAAAGAGAAAGAAUCUGUGAAUGCCAAAGUCCUCAAGGAUGUUAAAUUCCCUCUCAUGCUGGAUGUCUACGAGCUCUGUACGCCAGACCUUCAGGAAAAGAUGGUGUCUUACCGAUCAAAAUUCAAAGAUCUAGAAGACAAAAAAGUCAAUCAGCAGCCAAAGAAUUCUAGUAAAAGCGAUGGUGCGCAGAAAGAAGUUAAAUAUGAGCCGUUUUCUUUUCCUGACGAUACUGGUUCCAAUAACUGCGGCUAUUACGACCUGCAGGCAGUGCUAACACAUCAGGGCAGAUCCAGCUCCUCGGGGCAUUACGUCUCUUGGGUGAAAAGGAAACAAGAUGAAUGGAUUAAGUUUGAUGACGACAAAGUCAGCAUCGUCACACCCGAAGAUAUUUUGAGGCUAUCCGGGGGUGGAGACUGGCAUAUAGCUUACGUUCUACUCUACGGGCCGCGCAGAAUCGAAGUCAUUGAAGACGAAGCUGAGCCGUAGUCUUCCGUGUUAGCUGUUCUGCCUAGGUGUGAAAUAAAUGUUGAUUACUGAUCACUUCCUUAACCCCAGCGCUUCAGCCAGGGGAGAGCUGAUUCGUUCAAACCCUUUUCAGUGGGAAGAGGGGUAUCACUUCAAAAAAAAACUGAUCCA